Messenger RNA from Chara braunii, 1519 nucleotides. The record is from the annotation of a GenBank genome assembly. NCBI's taxonomy places the organism in Eukaryota, Viridiplantae, Streptophyta, Charophyceae, Charales, Characeae.
CGAAGAAAAACGGAGCGAUUCGCAUUUGCAUUGAUUAUCGCAAGCUGAAUGAGAUCACGAUCAAAGAUGUUGGGUUCGGUGUCUGAUGGGAAUUUGAAAUGCGCCUGCCUCGUUUCAGCGAGCAAUGAAAAUGACGUUCAAGAAUUUCGUCAACAAGACACGGCUUACACAAGGGAUGAUUAACUUCUGCAUGAUCGUGUACAUGGACGAUAUUCUGGUCUGUUCGGAAACCUAUCACGGGCACACGCAACAUAUUGAAUGGACAUUGGGCGCACUGAGAGAUCCUGGGUUCAAGAUUGCGUUCGAGAAAAGCGAAUUUUUCCUCUCGGAAAUUUCGUUCUUGGGCUACGUCGUGACACGUGAAGGAUUGUGGCCGGACUCGAGAAAAGUUGCAGCGGUGAAGGAAGCCCCGGUUCCCGUGUCACUGACGCAGGUUCGAGCCUUCUUGGGACUGGUGUCGUACUACCGGCGCUUCAUCAAGGGCUUUGCCGCGAUUGCACGACCGCUAACGAACCUUGCAACCCGGACAUCAGGAACUCAUCGCACAAGAGCUCACGAGCCCGGUAGCACAGCUGGCGGACGAUCUCCCUCUCGACAUCAUCUCGCAGGACGACGAGCACCCGAUUCCUCACGUGCUUUCUCGCACGUUGACACUGUAUCUCCAGUGGUCGGCUUGUGUGGAGGGAGCCGCAGAGCGCAUCCCGCCGUCGCAGCAGCAGUAUUUGGAUCCCCGAAUCGCAAUCCUGCCUUCUUCAGGCAUCCAACGACAGAACAGCUUGCUGCCAUUCGAGAGGAAGAAGAGGAGGAAGAAAGCACUGAGAGUGACGAAGGAGAAGACGAGCGGGAAGAAAGUGGGGAAAGCGACGAAGUACUCAGGGAAGAGGACGAAACCCCCGAAGAGGGAAUCUAUAGCGAGCAUAGCGAGGGGGAGCAGAGCGAAGAAGAAGAAGAAGAAGACGAAGGAGAAGAGGAGAACGAAGGAGGACCUGCAGAAUUGGAGUGGGAAGCUGUGCAUGAAGAAGCGUUGCGCACGGGCACGGAGGCUGAAGAUCUGGAGGCGGCCCUCAAAAGAGAAGAAACCGCGGCCGGGAAGAGGGAACUAGAGUUUGCGAGCGGGGCAAGCUUGCACGACCACGACGACCCAAACCAAGAUCCGGAGACGCCCCGACCAGAACAUGGCGACCUCACGGCCACGACUCCGACCCCAUCAACGAGGCGACGGAGCCGAUCCCCCUCCUCCCCAAGUCGUCCCCCAGUUCGUCGACGUACCGAUACGGGCGAUCGGCCUUCAUCCCCGAUUACUCUCUCGCUGUCCUCUUGACUACCUCACCCUCCGCCAGCUCACCACCCCCUUCACGUUCCCCUCCAGCCCGUUUCCCCGCGAUACCUUCCGCCACUUCUAUGCUGCUCGCCUCGCUAUAGUAGUGCAUCCCCACCCCUCCAUUCAGUGCGUCGUCCCAACCUUCUACCUCCAUGUUUUGCUCCUUAGUGCCGCGUGGCGAGGCCACAAUAUGAUCGA